AUGAGAUAUUUUACUUUUUUUUUCAUUCUCAGUCCUCAAAAUCUAGUGUGUGUAUUUCACACUUAUGUUACAUCUCAAUUCGGACUAGCCACUUUCCAAUAAAGCUCAGCAGGCCCCGCGGGGUGGCUCACGCCUGUAAUUCCAGUGCUCUGGGAGGCGGAGGCAGGUGGAUCGCUUGAGGAGUUCGAGACCAGCCUGGGCAACAUGGGGAGACUCCGUUUCCACAAAACAAAACAAAAACCAAAAAAAUUAGAGGUGCGCACCUUCGCUCUCAGCUACUCAGGAGGCUGAGGUGGGAGGAUCGCUUGAGCCCAGGAGUUCCAGGCUGCAGCGAACUAUGAUAGCGCCACUGCACUCCAGCCUGGGCGAUAAAGUGAGACCUUGUCUCCAAAAAUAAAAAUACAACAACAACAACAAAUCCCAGAAGUGCUCAGCAGCCACAUGUGGCUAGUGGCCACCUCCCCCGAAGCAGCCCGGACACUCACCUCCUACUACCUUUUACCUAUUUCGCCUUCUCCGCAGGCUUCCCUAGCACUACCAGUUGUCUUACUUGUUGGCGAGUACCUUUGUGACUCCCACUAUACAAGCCCCUCAAGGCCAGGCCUCGCCCAGAACGGUGCCCGGGCGGAGCAGACGCUCCAUCAACGCUGUCCCCGCCUGAGUCCGCGUCCAGGGGAUCCGCAGGCGCCGUGCCCUGCUUCCAUGCGCGCCGGGGCCGCCCCUCACCCGGCCUCCCGCAGGCCCACCCCUCGCCAGGCCCAGGCCCAGGCCCAUCCCCGGGAUGUUCGCUGGAAAUCGUGGACGUGACUGGGAGGAGCCUGCCCGCCGCGGCUCGCGGCGCCGCGCACACAGGGCCCGUGCCAGCGACCAUGGCGGAGCCCACAGUGUGCUCCUUCCUCACCAAGGUGCUGUGCGCCCACGGCGGCCGCAUGUUCCUGAAGGACCUGCGCGGCCACGUGGAGCUGUCGGAGGCCAGGCUCCGGGACGUGCUGCAGCGCGCCGGGCCCGAGCGUUUCCUGCUGCAGGAGGUGGAGACGCAGGAGGGCCUCGGGGACGCUGAGGCCGAGGCGGCGGCCGGCGCGGUGGGCGGUGGCGGCACCUCCGCCUGGAGGGUGGUGGCCGUGUCCUCUGUGCGCCUCUGCGCCCGCUACCAGCGCGGCGAGUGCCAGGCCUGCGACCAGCUGCACUUCUGCCGCCGGCACAUGCUGGGCAAGUGCCCCAACCGGGACUGCUGGUCUACCUGUACCCUUUCCCAUGAUAUCCACACACCUGUCAACAUGCAGGUCCUGAAAAACCAUGGACUUUUUGGUCUCAAUGAAAACCAGCUUCGGAUCCUGCUUUUGCAGAAUGACCCCUGUCUUUUACCAGAGGUCUGUUUGCUCUACAACAAAGGGGAAGCCCUCUAUGGCUACUGCAACCUCAAGGAUAAAUGCAACAAGUUUCAUGUGUGCAAAUCCUUUGUCAAGGGAGAAUGCAAACUUCAGACCUGCAAACGAUCUCAUCAGCUUAUCCAUGCUGCAUCUUUGAAGCUGCUACAGGACCAAGGACUGAAUAUUCCAAGUGUUGUUAAUUUUCAGAUAAUCUCCACCUACAAGCAUAUGAAGCUGCACAAGAUGCAGGAAAAUACAGAUAAUUCAUCACCUUCUACUGAGCAUUCACAAGGCCUUGAGAAGCAAGGAGUGCACGCAGCUGGAGCUGCAGAAGCUGGUCCUCUGGCUUCUGUCCCUGCUCAGUCGGCCAAGAAGCCCUGCCCAGAUGGAGUCUUACUCUGUCGCCCAGGCUGGAGUGCAGUGGCAUGAUCUCAGCUCACUGCAACCUCCGUCUCCCAGGUUCAAGUGAUUCUCCUGCCUCAGCCUCCUGAGUAGCUGGGAUUAUAGGCGUGCACCACCAUGCCUGGCUAAUUUUUGUAUUUUUAGUAGAGAUGGGGUUUCACCAUGUUGGCCAGGCUGGUCUUGAACUCCUCAUCUCAAGUGAUCCACCCGCCUCGGCCUCCCAAAGUGCUAGUAUUAUAAGUGAGCCACUGCACUCAGCCUGAUGUUCCCUCUUUUAUAAGUGCCAUUCCUUCUUCCUUCUUCCUGCGUCACAACCUGGCAAAAUUGGAUUCUUCAAAACGCCAGGUUGGCCUUUCUUGACUCCAAAAGAGGUAACUCUUGUAGCAUUCUUACAGGCCUAACAUAGCACUUACUUUAUGUUGCAAUGCUGUGUGUUUUUACUCCCUAGCUCUGAGCAAAACAUUAUUUAUUCUUGGUAAUUGUAACACUUGGUAGUGAAGACAUAUUUUUUUUGCCAUAUAAUGGAUUAUACUUUGUAUUUGAAUCCAUGUGAAUCAGUAGCAUAUUGGUCUUCGUUGUUUUUCCUCCUUCUCCUACCCUUUUUUUUUUUUUUUUUUUUUUUUUUGAGAUGGAGUCUCGCUCUGUCACCCAGCCUGGAGUGCAGUGGCACAAUCUCGGCUCACUGCAAGCUCCGCCUCCCGGGUUCACGCCAUUCUCCUGCCUCAGCCUCCCAAGUAGCUGGGACUACACUGCCCGCCACCACGCCCGGCUAAUUUUUUUGUAUUUUUAGUAGAGACGAGGUUUCACCAUGUUAGCCAGGAUGGUCUCGAUCUCCUGACCUUGUGAUCCGCCCGCCUCGGCCUCCCAAAGUGCUGGGAUUACAGGCGUGAGCCACCGCUCCCGGCCUCUCCUACGUUUUGUUGAGACAGGGUCUCACUCUGUUGCCCAGGCUGGAGUGCAGGGCACAAUUAUAGCUCCCUGCAGCCUUGAUUUCUCGGGCUCAAGCCAUCCUCUUGCCUCAGCUUCCCUAGUAGCUGGGACUAUAUAGGUGCAUGCCACCAUACUCAGCUAAUUUUUUUAGGUUUUUAGUAGAGACCCGGUCUCACUAUGUUGUCCAGGCUGGUCUUGAACUCCUAAGCUCAAGCAGUCCUCCCGCCUUGGCCUCUGAAUGUGCUGGGAUUACAGGCAUGAGCCACUAUGCCUAACCAUAUUUUUUCCAAUAUUAAAAAAUCUUUCUUUCCCCCUAAGGAAUGUGUUAUAUAAGGUCAACAUCUUUUUAGUGCUUCAAUUUGGCUUGUCUACAUCCAAAGUUAACUCUUUAAGACUUACAUUUAUGAUAAUAAUUCUUUCCAUCGAGGGAUUUAGUCUCCAUUAUUGUCAUGUUUCUUGAUUUUUUUCAUUAUACUUGGUUCUUCUUUUUGUCUAGGUUUUAUAUAUACCCUAAUUAAUUCUUUCUUGGCUGUUUUAUAUCUAUGUUGCUGUCAGCAUGGGAAUCUCUAUUAUUAGAAAGCUAUUAACUUUUAAAAUAUGUAUCUUUUGGUGAUUGUCUUUGUUCUGACAGUUUUAGAUGGCCUGUUUGCUUUUUCUAAAUAUAAACUCAUAGGUAUUUCUAUUCUGUUUUUGGGUUUCAUAAAAUUGUAAUAAGUUUUUUUGAUAUUUCUUCAUUACAUAUGAAGUUAAUUGUUGGUUUUAAACAAAUGUUCUUUGUUAGGAUAACAGAAAUAACAUCUUCUAUUCUUGUUUGUUGGAAGCUAAAAGCUUGAUAAAAGGAAUUAGUAUCUUUUGAUACAAUCAUAUUUUUAUCACUUAAAUUGACUAAUAUGAUUAAAAUAAGGGUUUUUGUAAUAUUAAAACAUCCUUAAAUUCCUGAGAUAAAACUCUACCUGGCUAUAUGUUCUUUUAAUGUAUUAUCUUUCCUAUUUGCUGUACAUCUAUACAUUCAUAAAUAAAAUUCAUUUAUAUUUUA
Pongo pygmaeus (Bornean orangutan) is the source of this 3738-nucleotide messenger RNA. RefSeq names its product ZC3HAV1 like (gene ZC3HAV1L). The transcript has 5 exons. Bases 870 to 1799 code for a protein of 309 amino acids. NCBI's taxonomy places the organism in Eukaryota, Metazoa, Chordata, Mammalia, Primates, Hominidae. The record is from RefSeq and is a predicted model, not a curated record.